Molecule: messenger RNA, 1690 nt
Organism: Lactuca saligna
Lineage: Eukaryota; Viridiplantae; Streptophyta; Magnoliopsida; Asterales; Asteraceae
Source: the annotation of a GenBank genome assembly
AUGAUUAUAGCAGGUAGAUCUCGAGUUGUAACAAUCGAGUCAGAAGCUGAAUUUAACACCUUACUUCGCAAGAUUCAAGAUGAAUCCUUGCCAACAGUCUUUUACUUCACUGCUAUCUGGUGUGGGCCAUGUAGGUUUGUAUCUCCUCUUAUUGGAGAAUUGAGUGAGCAAUACACUAAUGUCACCACUUAUAAGAUUGGUAUCGAUCAAGAAGGUAUGGGGGAUGCAUUGGCAAAGUUAAAUAUUCCUGCUAUGCCACGCUUAAAUUUGCUAAGGAGUUUGGUAGUUGCUGAUCCGUCGCAAACAAUCAUUAGUAACAGAAUAGCGACGGAUUGGCCCGUCGCUAAAAUCCUUGUUUCUAGUAGUGAUAUCACCAUUGAUAACCACUUGGGUUGUGGUGACUUGGUAAGACAUGUGGAAGAUAUGGUGGAUAACCUAUUGAUUCAUGUUCAAAUCCUGACACUACUAAGCCCUUGUGGCCAUGGAGGUUCGUCUGCAGUGACUCCAGGGUAUGAGGCAAAGCCUCAUGUUCUCGCAGUUUGUUGGGAGAUUGGUGAGAUGGAGAACAGUAUUCUCUCCAUAUAUGAUGACGUCCUUCCUGCUCAUACUUCAGAUUUACAAAGGGUUGAUGAGAAGAUCACUGCUAAGUGUGAGAAGUUUCUUCAAGACUACAAACAGCGAUUUUUGCAAACGGAAGCCUUAUGUGAAUAUCUGCAACAGCGAGAAUUUGAAAUAAAGAAACAAGAACAGAAGCUUCUAAAGGACAAGAGAAAGUUAGAACUCAAGAAGAGAGCGCGAGAAGUGUCGUCAUGCAAACAAUUGGUCAACGAAUGUUACUCUUCGAGAAAAGCAGCAGAGGGUCUAAAGAGGGAAAUAGACAUGCUUCAUAAAAGAAGAGCUGAAUUGGAGGACAAACUCAAGGCUGAGAAUUUUGAAGUUCUUCAAAGUGAGAUCAUGCAACUUGAAAUGGCUAUACAGGUUAUAGAAGACGAUGAGCGUGAGCCUAUAGACCUUGAGGAAAAGUUGAAGAAUUCACAGAGCAAGUUGAUACAAAAGGAUGAACAACUUCAAGAGUUGAAAGAACAACUUCAAGAGUUGAAAGAUCGGGUUAACACUGUUUGUUUGGCAAUACAGAGAAAAAACGAUGAGAUGCAAGACGCACGUCAAGAACUCAUCCAUGGAUUGGAGAUGUAUCCUUAUUGUUCAUACGUAGGAAUCAAGACAAUGGGCGUUGUAGAUUCGAUGCCUUUCUAUUUUGGGUGUCAUUUAACCAAAAAAACAAGGAAGGAAACAAAGAAGAAUCCAACCAACUUAUUGGUUAAAUGCAGGAAGCUAGUUGAGGAUCAAAACUGGCAUCCCUUCAAAGUUGGAUCGGAUGAAAAGGAGAUUAUUGAUGAAGAAAAUGAGGAGAUGGUUAGGUUGAAGGCGGAGUGCAGUGAGGAACAGUAUCAUGCUGUUGUGACAGCGUUAAAGGAGAGAAAUGAGUAUGAGAUAAAUGGGAAACAUCCUGUGCAAGAGCUAUGGAACUACAAGGAAAAAAGGAAAGCGAGUUUGAAAGAAGGCAUAGACUGCAUCCUCGAAGCAUGGAAGAUUCAUAAGCAUCAGUAGGAAAUGUAGUAAAUGUUGGAUUGUUGGUUACCACUUUGAACUAACUUUUUGCAUAUAUAUAUAUUCGGCAUGUUUAUGGUGC